CAUCCACGUGGAUAUAUAAAUUCGCUGAGGCAUAUUCUUUCUCAGAUACACGAGCACUCUCGUUUAAUUAUCAUCUGUAACCCAUAAGUACGGAAAAUACCUCAUAAUAAUUAUGGCUGGUCUAACAAUUUUAUUAUUAAUUAGUAUCAUGUCAGUACUGACCGAAGCCAGUGUCCAAGCCUACGGUCUUCCAAAAAAAGUCAUCACAAGUAAUCGUGGGGGAAUAGAAAGAAUUCAUCUGGGCACAGUCUUAAAAGUGUCAGAUCUCAAUGACACACGUGAUUAUAUAUACGAUUCAGAAAGUGACAGUCCAUUGAUACGUCUCGCGAUUCGGCCUUCGAUGGCCAGAUCAAUAAAUCUCGAAGCUCAUCAUAAUGACGGAGAUGAAGAUUUAAUACAACCAGCAGAUUCUCCAGUUACUGUAAUAAGAAGACAGCGUUCUGUAGAUAAAUCAGAGUCAGAUGACUUAGAAACGGCAGAGUCUAUUGUAUUCCGGCCACUGUUUGUUUACAGACAACAAGUCGCUGAAAGAAAUCGUCCUUAUAAAAGUGAAAAUCCGAUUUAUGGUUCUUAUCAGUACGGUCCUGCUAAAUCUUAUGCUGAUAAUAAUUAUAAAAAAUCACAACGUACUUAUUACAAUAAUUACAAUUCAUUGAAUUAAUUAUUUACUUAAAUUAUUAUUAUUUUUUAAACUUGCCCGCGUUAUCAUUUUUAUCAUGAUUAUGAUCAUGAAUCAUGACAAUAUCAUGACAUCGGUAAUAACAAAAGACUAUCUAUCGUAAGUUUUAGUUUUGCUCUCUGUUUUUUUUUUUUUUUUUUUUUUUUUU
Molecule: messenger RNA, 827 nt
Organism: Microplitis mediator
Lineage: Eukaryota; Metazoa; Arthropoda; Insecta; Hymenoptera; Braconidae
Exons: 2
Coding region: 113-661 (182 amino acids)
Source: RefSeq, a predicted model, not a curated record